AACACUGGAACAGAUGUGUUAAAUUCUUCCUGAAUGUUCUUCAUCAAAAGCUGAUGUACUAGACUUUCUGGAUGUGCACAAGGACACAAAGACUGAAGAAGUCCUGAAGAUUGAUGGAGGGCCAUGCUAUUCAAACAGCAGGCGUUGCUGAGACAGAAGCUCUUUGUGCUAGGCAGCCUUGCUAUUGGAAGUCUCCUAUAUCUAGUUGCCAGAGUUGGGAGCUUGGAUAGACUGCAGCCCCUUUGCCCCAUCGAUGGUCAGUUUGGACCCCGUGGCCAGGAAGAAAUUGCACUGCGAGCUCUGCAGUUCAAGCGAGGGCUACUCCACGAGUUCCGAAAGGGCAAUGCCACAAAGGAGCAAAUACGACUGCACAAUCUGGUUCAGCAGCUUCCCAAGGCCAUCAUCAUUGGGGUGCGGAAAGGAGGCACCCGUGCGCUGCUAGAGAUGCUGAACCUUCACCCCGCAGUGGUCAAAGCUUCUCAAGAGAUUCACUUCUUUGACAAUGAUGAGAACUAUGCCAAGGGGAUUGAGUGGUACCGGAAAAAAAUGCCUUUUUCUUACCCUCAUCAAAUAACAAUUGAGAAAAGCCCUGCAUAUUUUAUCACUGAGGAGGUACCUGAGAGGAUUUACAAAAUGAACUCGUCUAUCAAGUUAUUGAUCAUUGUCAGGGAACCCACCACAAGAGCUAUUUCUGAUUAUACUCAGGUGCUGGAAGGCAAGGAAAGAAAGAACAAAACCUACUACAAAUUUGAGAAGCUGGCAAUUGAUCCUAAUACCUGCGAAGUGAACACUAAGUAUAAGGCAGUGAGAACCAGCAUCUACACAAAACAUCUGGAGAGGUGGUUAAAAUACUUCCCAAUUGAGCAAUUUCAUAUCGUAGAUGGAGACAGGCUCAUCACAGAACCACUACCAGAACUCCAGCUGGUCGAGAAGUUCCUAAAUCUUCCUCCAAGGAUAAGUCAGUACAAUCUAUACUUCAAUGCCACCAGAGGGUUUUAUUGUUUGCGAUUUAAUAUUGUAUUUAACAAGUGCCUGGCAGGUAGCAAGGGACGCAUUCAUCCAGAGGUGGAUACCUCUGUCAUUACCAAAUUGCGCAAGUUCUUUCAUCCUUUUAAUCAAAAAUUUUACCAGAUCACUGGGAGGACAUUUAACUGGCCCUAA
Molecule: messenger RNA, 1161 nt
Organism: Cygnus atratus (black swan)
Lineage: Eukaryota; Metazoa; Chordata; Aves; Anseriformes; Anatidae
Gene: HS3ST5
Product: heparan sulfate-glucosamine 3-sulfotransferase 5
Exons: 3
Coding region: 124-1161 (345 amino acids)
Molecular function (GO): [heparan sulfate]-glucosamine 3-sulfotransferase activity
Source: RefSeq, a predicted model, not a curated record